Messenger RNA from Alexandromys fortis (reed vole), 505 nucleotides. Its product is annotated as vomeronasal secretory protein 2-like. Bases 5 to 505 code for a protein of 166 amino acids. The record is from RefSeq and is a predicted model, not a curated record. Lineage: Eukaryota; Metazoa; Chordata; Mammalia; Rodentia; Cricetidae. The transcript has 4 exons.
GCAGAUGAAGAGCCUGCUUUUGACUGUUACACUGUUCGUCCUGGUGAUUGGCCUACGAGCCCAGGAUGAACUGCCUUUCCUCUCGGAAGACAAGAAUGUGAGGCAGGGAGCGAUGGUGGAAGGAUGCUUGACUGUUGUCCAGUGCCUGAGGAUUGGAGCCGGCACUCAUGAGCUUUUUAGUUCUCAGAGUCUGGUCUUUAGCACUGCACCUCAGCUUGGAGUCUUAGCAGAAGAGCCAUGUGGAACAAUUCCCUUUUAUGUUUGGGGCACGAAUCUCAUGUACAUCUAUGAACUGCCAGUGAUGGACCACUACAUCUUAUACAGUGAAUGCCGUUUUCUUGAGCAGAAAGUUUAUAUGGGAGAGCUCAUAGGGAAGGAUCCCACAGAAAACCACGAGGCCCUAGAAGAGUUCAAGAAGUUCGCACAACAGAAAGGAUUCCCACCAGAAAACAUCAUGGUUCCUGAGCAGAGAGGAGAGCAGGUGACUUUAGAGAUCAUAGACUAG